This is a messenger RNA of Porites lobata, 1561 nucleotides long. The record is from the annotation of a GenBank genome assembly. Lineage: Eukaryota; Metazoa; Cnidaria; Anthozoa; Scleractinia; Poritidae.
AUGUUAUCAGCCCUUCAGGAACUGCCAAUGUUGAUUCAUCUCCUGAGACUUCAAGGACAGCAGAAGCUUGGAGUGCAAAUGCUGCUUCAGAUUUUGAAGCCACAGUUUUCAGAGGAGGGGUCUAAUGCACUCAAAAAGGAAAAAGAACUUUAUCAACUCUUUGUUAGAUAUGUUCGUGAAGUAGCAGCUUCCAGGAGGGUAUGUGGAAAGACUACCCUUAAUUUGAGUCAUAUUCUUCAAUUUGCCACUGGUUCACCAGAGGAACCCGUCCUUGGUUUUACGCUUGCUCCGUCGUUGGAGUUCAUAUUACAUACACAUACAUACAUACUUUAUUGGCUCGUCCCCACGGGGCUUUUCAGAGUCAAUUUUACAUUACAAAAUUAUAAACCAAGUACAUGACAAUAAGAAUAUAACAAUGAAAAAAGAAGACAAAGGUCAAUAAAAUUAAUUAAAUUAAUUAAAUAAAGGAGUCAUUAAGAAGCUUUUGCCUGAGUAAACACUUGAAUUCCGUCAUGGAUGGGCUGAGUUUGAGCGCAGGCUGCAACUCAUUCCAGAGAGAGGUUGCUCUAUAUUGAAAGGUCCUUUGGCCGCUGGCAGUGCGGAAGAGUGGUAUGUUCAAAAGUUGAGAAUUUCUCGUAUUCCUUGUCGAGACGGCGGAUCUUCCAACGAGCUUUGAUGUCAAAUACUCCGGAGCACAACUCGUCAUGCACUUAAAAACCAGAACAGCAAAACGAAAAUAAAGUUGUUGCCUGAUUGGUAGCCAGCGCAAGUCUUUUAGCAAAGGAGUUAUGUGAUCGAAUUUUUAGCGCCGCUCAAAAAUACGACAAGCGAAAUUCUGUACUGCUUGGAGCCUGUCCAGAUUAGUUUGAGUAGUAUUGCUCCAAACAGAAGAGCAAUAGAAUAAUUUACUAAAUACUAAGGCAUUUAUAAUAAUAAUUAGCGCGUGUUUAUUAAAAAUAUGCUUAACGCGGUUAAUUUGGCCCAAACGUGACAUGCAUGAGGAUACAGUAGAAACAAUAUGCUCAUUAUAUGUUAAGUUAGAGUCCAGUGUAACACCAAGGUCUCUUGCAGCCUUAACGGGCUCGAGUUCCUUCCCCAAUAGAAAUAGCCUAAAGUCGCUAACCUUAGCAGUCAUUUGCCGGCUGCCGAAUAUCACUAGUUUUGUUUUAUCUGGGUUGAGUAAAAGCUGAUUAUCAAAGCACCAAUUCCUAAUGCUUAACAAGUCCUUGUUCAUUUUUUCUAUCGUUUCGUGCUGAUCGUGGAGUUGAAAUGACAUGAGAAGUUUGGUAUCGUCGACGUAACACUGCGAUGUACAAUUUAUGUGUAUGUACAAUAUUACCCACAGAAUUGAAAGUUACCCACAGAAUUGAAAGUUACAAGUCAGCAAGGACUUAGUGAAGGGCAACACCCAAAUGUGGAGGGUGGCUUCCUGCCUCUAGCUCAUACCUGCACCAAUUUACUUGUUCCAAGGCCGACUGAUGCAUUGCCUUUACCCUCUACCCAGAGACUCUUUGCCCUGUAUGACUUGGCAUUCUCGCAGUGUUACUUUGGCAAAAAGUAA